Molecule: messenger RNA, 1185 nt
Organism: Sporothrix brasiliensis 5110
Lineage: Eukaryota; Fungi; Ascomycota; Sordariomycetes; Ophiostomatales; Ophiostomataceae
Product: diphosphomevalonate decarboxylase
Exons: 2
Coding region: 1-1185 (394 amino acids)
Biological process (GO): isoprenoid biosynthetic process; isopentenyl diphosphate biosynthetic process, mevalonate pathway
Cellular component (GO): cytosol
Molecular function (GO): diphosphomevalonate decarboxylase activity; ATP binding
Source: RefSeq, a predicted model, not a curated record
AUGGCCGACACAAAGGUGUACCGUGCGACCACCACCGCACCGGUGAACAUUGCCGUCGUCAAGUACUGGGGCAAGCGUGACCCCAAGCUCAACCUCCCCACCAACUCGUCGCUCUCCGUCACCCUCGCACAGUCCGACCUCCGCACCUUAACCACGGCCACAUGCUCGGCCGCCUAUGCAGGCCAGAACGACACCCUGCUCCUCAACGGCGAGCCCUCUGAUGUCUCGGGUGCGCGCACCCAGGCUUGCUUCCGUGCCCUGCGCGAGCGCCGCGCCGCCCUCGAGGCUGCCGACCCGUCUCUGCCCAAGCUCGCCAGCCUGCCCCUGCGCAUUGUGACGGAGAACAACUUCCCCACGGCCGCCGGCCUGGCGUCGUCGGCCGCGGGGUUCGCUGCUCUCGUGCGUGCCAUUGCCGACCUCUACGAGCUGCCCGACUCGCCGUCGCAGCUGAGCUUGAUUGCCCGGCAGGGCUCCGGCUCGGCGUGCCGCAGUGUCUUUGGCGGCUACGUCGCCUGGCGCAUGGGCGACAAGGCCGACGGCAGCGACUCGCUGGCCGAGCAGGUGGCGCCCGCGUCCGCCUGGCCCCAGAUGCGCGCCGUCGUGCUCGUCGUCUCGGCCAGCAAGAAGGGCGUGUCGUCGACGUCGGGCAUGCAGCAGACGGUAGCCACGUCGGGCCUGUUUCAAGAACGCAUCCGCACCGUCGUGCCCGACAACAUGGCCAAGAUGGAAAAGGCCAUUGCGGCGCAUGACUUUGCCAGCUUCGCCGAGGUCACCAUGCGCGACUCCAACUCCUUCCACGCCACCUGCGCCGACACCUACCCGCCCAUCUACUACAUGAACGACGUCUCGCGCGCCGCCGUGCGCGCCGUCGAGGCCAUCAACGCCAAGGCCGGCCGCACCGUCGCCGCGUACACCUUUGACGCCGGCCCGAACGCGGUUGUCUACUACCUCGAGCAGGACGCCGAUGUCGUGCUGGGCACCUUUUCCAGCGUCCUGGGUGCCGGUGUCGACGGCUGGAAGGGCGGUGCCGCGCCGAGCACGGCCGCUGCCGUCGAGGUCGACGCCACGGUCGCAUCGACGCUCAAGUCGGGUGUCAGCCGGGUCAUCUCGACGGGCGUGGGCGAGGGCCCCAUCAAGUCAGAGGAGCACCUGGUCGGCGAGGACGGUGAGCCUGUGAAGCGGUAA